Anastrepha obliqua is the source of this 1848-nucleotide messenger RNA. It is a transcript of the gene DIP-theta, whose product is annotated as cell adhesion molecule 1. The transcript is spliced from 11 exons. NCBI's taxonomy places the organism in Eukaryota, Metazoa, Arthropoda, Insecta, Diptera, Tephritidae. Gene Ontology annotation, cellular component: neuron projection. The record is from RefSeq and is a predicted model, not a curated record. Bases 1 to 1848 code for a protein of 615 amino acids.
AUGACCCAAAUGAAAUUGCGUGCGCCGACAACAAAGUCCACAGCGACAACGACUGCUGCGUUGCUAACAACCGAGAAUCCAGCGACAACAACAAAAGCAGCGACGCCAUCGCACAUAAUGAAAAUGAAACGGAAACGUAAAAUACCGGAAAUUUCAUUGCUAAUUGUAGCAAUUUGGAUUAACAGCUUCUGGCCGUGGCCUGGCGGUGGCAGCAGCGGUGGUGGUGGCGGCGGUGGUGGUCCAUUACCGCUCGUGUACUGCUCGCAUAUGUCCGCCUCAGCGGCUGGCGGUGUUGCCGCCUAUACAGUCGAUGCCGCACACCUGCACACCAGCGAUAUGCACAGUCAUCACUAUGAUGAUGAUGGCGGCGGUGGUGGUGGUGGAGCGGGUGGUGGUAGUAGUAGUAGCAUGGAAAAUAUGGCAAUGCAUGGCGGCGGUAUGCCAGAGGAAUCAGAGGAGCGCGAUCACAUAGCCCAUCAUUUUGAGAUGCAAAAUCAUGAAGAGUUACUGGAGGAUAUUCGGGACGACACUUCUGUGAACCUUAUACCUGAGAAAGAUUUACCAAAAUUUGGUGAGCCAUUACAAAAUGUCACGAUACCGGUGGGACGAGAGGCGAUAUUGCAGUGUGUGGUCGAUAAUCUACAAACCUACAAAAUUGCGUGGCUGCGUGUCGAUACACAAACGAUACUAACGAUACAAAAUCACGUAAUAACGAAAAACCAUCGAAUGAGCAUAACUCAUGCUGAGAAACGUGCUUGGAUAUUGAAAAUUCGUGAUGUCAAGGAGUCGGACAAAGGCUGGUAUAUGUGUCAAAUAAAUACGGAUCCGAUGAAGAGUCAAGUCGGCUACCUGGAUGUUGUAGUGCCACCCGAUAUUCUCGAUUAUCCAACCAGCACUGAUAUGGUAAUACGAGAGGGUUCGAAUGUUACGUUGAAAUGUGCAGCAAUUGGCUCACCAACACCGACCAUCACAUGGCGGCGAGAGGGUGGCGAGCCCAUACCACUGCCCAAUAACUCUGAAGUUAUUGCCUACAAUGGCUCCUACUUAACCAUUUCGAAGGUGAAGCGCUUGAAUAUGGGCGCCUAUUUGUGCAUCGCUUCCAAUGGCAUUCCACCGACGGUCAGCAAGCGAGUAAUGCUAAUUGUGCACUUUCCCCCAAUGAUUUGGAUACAAAAUCAACUAGUUGGUGCCGCUAUUGCUCAGAAUAUUACUCUCGAAUGCCAGUCGGAAGCGUAUCCAAAAUCCAUUAAUUACUGGAUGAAGAAUGACACAAUCAUUGUGCCGGGUGAACGUUUUGUGCCCGAAACCUUUGAGACUGGCUACAAAAUAACGAUGCGAUUAACCAUAAACGAUGUUGACAUACUGGAUUUCGGUUCAUAUCGUUGUGUGGCAAAGAAUUCGCUGGGCGACACAGAUGGCACAAUUAAACUCUAUCACAUUCCGCAAACAACGACAGUGACCACAAUAGCACCAACUGUGGCACUCAAUACUGUGCCGGUGGUGAUUGCUAAAUACAACAACAAAGAUCAACGUUUCAAUAAAAAAGUUCAUCGCACAAAAUCGAAUGCGGCAGACAUGGCAUCAUCAUCGCUGAAUAAUGUAUUUGUUGGUGCCACAUCGAGCUUAUGGAAUUCGCAGGAUCUCGGCACGGGGAGGGAGCAUCAUCAAUCGCCCGAUCACAGCAACUACCGCAGCGAUGCAAAAUCGGCCACGAACAAACACGACGCCGAUUCCCUGACCGACGACAAUGACGCCAUAAACGGCGCAGCCUGCACCACAACCAGCACGCAUGCGCUGCUACUUUAUGUAGGCGCGGCACUAUUUUUCGCAUUUCGCGUGCGGGUGUAG